This is a messenger RNA of Bicyclus anynana (squinting bush brown), 992 nucleotides long. RefSeq names its product trypsin CFT-1-like. NCBI's taxonomy places the organism in Eukaryota, Metazoa, Arthropoda, Insecta, Lepidoptera, Nymphalidae. Gene Ontology annotation, molecular function: serine-type endopeptidase activity. The record is from RefSeq and is a predicted model, not a curated record. The coding region runs from base 81 to 854 and encodes 257 amino acids. Gene Ontology annotation, biological process: proteolysis. The transcript is spliced from 4 exons.
UUCGUCGGUUUCCAUCUGAAGUGGAUAAAAGAUAACAUUCAGUCCCAUAGACUUUACUGCUUUUAUUUACUGCUUACAAAAUGCAGAAGUUUAGCUUAUUAGCAUUAUUGACGCUAACUGGUAGCUUAUGUGCUAUUAAUGUACCUGUUCAGAGGAUAGUGGGUGGCACAAUAACUACUAUAAACUCAUACCCGUUUGUGACGUCACUACUGCGUUCAUCGGAUUAUGUCAAUUAUAUUCAAACAUGUGCAGGUUCAAUACUAACACAGAAAGCUAUACUUUCUGCUGCCCAUUGCUUUGCCGGUGAACAGCCUGGCAGGUGGCGUAUACGCGUAGGCUCCUCUUACGCCAACAGCAGGGGUACUGUCUACAACAUCAACCAAAUAAUUAUCCACCCCAGAUACAACGCUCGGAACUAUGACAGUGACGUGGCCAUUAUAAAGUCUUCCGGCAACAUAGUCCUCGGUGGAUCAGUCAGCACUGGAUCGAUCGCUGGUGCUAAUUAUAAGUUGGCAGAUAAUCAAGCAGUUUGGGCGGUUGGGUGGGGAGCUACUUAUUACGGUGGCCCAAAGUCGGAACAGCUGCGACGCGUCCAAAUAUGGUCCAUAAACCAAAACGUUUGCAGGAGUCGUUACGCUGAGUUAGGGCGUACAGUCACCAACAACAUGAUUUGCUCCGGAUGGAUCGACGUGGGUGGUCGCGACCAGUGCCAGGAUGAUGCUGGGGGUCCCCUUCUUCACAAUAACGUCAUCGUUGGAAUAGCUUCGUGGGGUCACCAGUGUGGGCUCGCUCGAUAUCCUGGAAUCAACACUCGCGUUUCGAAUUUUACUAGCUGGAUUUCAAGCAAUGCUUAAAUGCCUUGCCUUUUUCUUAAAUCUUUAGAUCUGUACAAAUCUAUUAUAAUGACUUUGGCAUCGACUCUCGCGACGACUACGAAUGUACCUUCUGAAUGUUGACUCAACUUUGAAGAAUAAUAAAUAAUGUUAUACCUA